Candidozyma haemuli is the source of this 1164-nucleotide messenger RNA. RefSeq lists its product as uncharacterized. The coding region runs from base 1 to 1164 and encodes 387 amino acids. The transcript has a single exon. Gene Ontology annotation, molecular function: protein binding. NCBI's taxonomy places the organism in Eukaryota, Fungi, Ascomycota, Pichiomycetes, Serinales, Metschnikowiaceae. The record is from RefSeq and is a predicted model, not a curated record.
AUGGAACAAGUGAUUGCAAGGGCACGUGCCCUUCUCCAGAGCUCUCAGGAGAACAAGGCCAUGGAGCUUUUGGCGCCUGAAGUUGCUAAAAACCAGGACGACCCAAAGCUCUUGGAGGUGUUUGGUGAGUGUCUACUAGAGGUGAACGACGUGGAGUCUGCCUAUAAUGUUUUGGAGAAAGCUGUGUCUUUGGACACUGAAGGUGCUUUGGGUGUGGACAAGUUCUUGUACUUGGGCCAGAUCAUUGGUGGUAAUGACGGAAUUAACCAUAUCAAUGUUGCAUUGGCUAAGCUUCAAGAACAGCUCCAGAAGGUUGUGGACAACCUGGGCACUGACGACUCGGUGCUUGUGGAUUUGGCCCAGUUGUACCCAUCCACAGAGGACUUGGCUGGCCAUUUGAUCAAGAAGUUGAACCAGGGUAUUUUUGCCGAAAUCGAGAUCUGGAUGACUGACUUGUGUAUGGAGCCAGAGGCUGAAGAACAGUGUGACAAGUUGAUCUCGCAUUCUUUGACUCUUGACGAGACUAAUCCAGAGGCAUUGUCGCUUUUGGCGUCGAUUAGAAUCUCCCAGCAAAAGAACGAAGAAGCCCAAGAGGCUUUGCUUAAAUCGUGGCUGUUGUUCCAAGAGAAGAAGGUUGCAUUGGAGGAGAACCAAAAGAAGGACGAUGGCGAAGAUGCUUCUUUGGAAUACGUUGAAUUGGUCCAGCCAUUGUUGGGUCUUGCUAGGUUUGCAAUUGAAUUGGGCAUGUACGAAGUUGCACCAUCCAUUGCCGCCAGUGUUGCUGAAAUCAACGAUAAUGCGCUUGACGCUUUCUACUACGAAGCCUUGGCCCAUCUUCUUCGUGCCAAGCAGGUCUACGGCGAGCUCAACCCUUCUUCUGUUCCCGAAGAAAGCGACUAUAGAGAAAUCGACUUGGACCAGGUCAAGAAGUCCGACGACGAAAACGUCCAGUCUGGUCUUCACGACGCUCGUUCUGCUCUUACUCAGGGCUACCGUGUGUUGAACAGUGCCUCUGCUGAGGCUAUGGACCCUGACGUGGCUGGCCAGGUUUCUGAGCUUUUGACAGAGUUGGGCGGGCCCAUCAUGGCCGACUUGUUGCCUGAGCGUAAGAACGACGAUGACGAAGAAGGCUGGGAGGAUGAAAUUCAAAGCGAUGGCGAGUAA